AUGUCAUUCUUCGGUUUCGACGCAACCGGCCGCCAUAACACGGCGGCUCCUGGCUUCUCCCAAGCCCACGACCCCUUUGCAGGGUUGUCGGGCAGGGAUGGAGACGGCGACGAUGCUCUCGACUUUGAGGAUACCUAUGAUGGUCUUGGAGAUCAGCUUGAGGAAACCGGCGAUGCGUUCAAUGACGAUACUUUUGGAGAUAGUGGCCCUACAGUGGGAAAGAGUGUGGGCAAAGAUUUCGACUUUUUCGGCCAGACAGCCAAGGUUGCCGGUGCUAUUGAGGAAGAACAUCUCCGAUUCCAUCGCCAGGGACCCGCGAUCAAGACCACCCCCGCAGUUCCUCAGUAUGGCGCCGCCGAUAUGCACUCGUACUACUCCAACCAGCCCAUCCAACAGCCUGUACGCUCUGGCUAUGAAAAGUACCGAGACCCCGAACCGCUUCCCGAUCUCCACGUCGACAGAAGUAUCUGGGGCAUUGGACCAGCCAAGCCCGCCAAGCAGCCUUCUCCCGCUCCUCCUGUUCAAUCUAUUCCGUCCGCUUCUAGUCGCAAGGUCAUGAGUCUGGAGGAGGUUGAGGCUGCUAUGCGAGCUCAGCCCAAGAAACCGACCCCUCAGCCUCCUGUCGCGGAGCUGGCUUAUCAACAGCCUCCUCCUGGAUAUCCUGUUCAGCAGCAACCUCCCCAGCAGCAUGGACAUGGCCACCCAGUGACUAUCUUGCAACGGCCUCAGAGCAUCCAGCCGAAGCCCACGCCGCCAGCCCAAGGCCUUCAGGCAACUCCUGUUCAACAGCACCAGCUCCCGGUCCAACCUACCCAGAUCCUGCAGAACCCUAACCGCUCUACCCCCGAUGCGCGGGCGGCGCCUCAUGGCCACCAGGCCAAGCACUCCCAUGGCGCCACCCCCAGUCUCGCUCAGUUGCAAGCGCAUCCUCAGAUGAUGCAGAUGUCGGAGGAAGAGAAGGCAGCCUUUUUGGAUCAAGAGACGAAGAGGGCCAAGCGUAACCACAAGAUCUGGCUUCUCUCAAAGGACAAUGGCUUGAUGACUCCGCAAGACAAAAACUUCAUCACCCGCAUCCAGCUCCAACAGCUCGUCGCCGCCACCGGCAACCCAGUUGAUGGUUCAGAUGCGUCCAUUGCGGAGGAUUUCUACUAUCAGGUUUACAGCCACAUCCGAGCCGGCCAGCGCCAGAACCCCAGCCAGCCUCUCAGCAACUUUGCCCAGACGUACCUGUACCAGACUGGCAGCCGCCAGGGUGGCAUGCGACGACAUGGCCGACCUGCUGAGAACCACUUCCAGCGAAUGGAACAGCAGGUCCAGCGAGCUGUUGAGGCUGCCAAGAACAAGCCUAAGAACCCCCAGCUUGUCAUCGCCGGCAGUCUAGGCAAGAUUUCCUUCAGCAACGCAAAGACGCCCAAGCCUCUCCUUAACAUCAAGCGAACCGAGAGCGACCACCAGCGUCCAAGCAGCGGAAAGAAGGGCUCCAGCCUUGACCGAAAGACGAUUCUGCGCAACGUGGAGAAGGUGUACCAGACCCUGAUGCAGAUUGAGGACCACGUUCGACUUAUUCCCCCUCCCAUGACGAGCCCCGACGAGGAACUGGAGAACAAGCACAAGGAAUGGGCUACCAUUCUGGAGGCUUACAACGCCAAGCUUUGGGGUGAACUGAAGGUCCAUGAGCCGAUUGGAGUCAUCGUUCCUCACCCCUUCAUUGCUUUCUUGUCUUGCGCCAAGGGUGAGAAGGCCAUUCCGCGAAUCUUCCCUCACCUCUCUUUUGAGCAACGAACUACCAUCUUGACCAUGAUCAUCUACCAUCUCGAUCAGUUGGAUGUUGUGCAAGGCGCAGCCAUCAACCCAGGUGAGGUGACUACUCUUAACGCGCGAAUGCGAGAGAAGAUUGAACUGUUCAUCUCUACUGUGAUGCCAUCAUUGAUGCAGUACUUCAAUGAUACUGGUUUGGAUAUUGUUGACGGCGUCCUCAACCUCAUUGCCACAAAGCUCAACGUGGACCUCAUCGCCAGAUCAAGAAUCGGCGUGUCCAUGUUGACACUUAUUCUUAGCCGUGCCGUCCUCCUCAAGCAAACGGGCGCCGGCACUCCAGAGCAAUGGGAUAAAUGGGAUCGCACUUUUGAGACCUUGUUCAGCAGACUUGAGCCUUCGUUGCCUCACAUCUUCCCCGGUAGUGUCAACACCGGAGAGGACGUCUAUGUGUGGCAACUUCUUGCAGCCAUGGGCGUCAGCGCGUCUCACGACCAACAGACUCGCCUUGUCUUGGCUGUCAAGGACCGCGUCCUGGACACGGUUACUGUUUCAAAGACGCUGCCUCCAGCUAUGGCGGCCGACCGGCUGAACAGCGUCAACCUGUUUAUGCGUUCCAUCGGGUUGGAUGUUGAGCUUCUCCAGUAA
Molecule: messenger RNA, 2403 nt
Organism: Fusarium falciforme
Lineage: Eukaryota; Fungi; Ascomycota; Sordariomycetes; Hypocreales; Nectriaceae
Exons: 2
Coding region: 1-2403 (800 amino acids)
Biological process (GO): deadenylation-dependent decapping of nuclear-transcribed mRNA; P-body assembly
Cellular component (GO): P-body
Molecular function (GO): RNA binding
Source: RefSeq, a predicted model, not a curated record